Messenger RNA from Xyrauchen texanus (razorback sucker), 3808 nucleotides. RefSeq names its product cadherin-10-like. Gene Ontology annotation, biological process: homophilic cell-cell adhesion; adherens junction organization; cell-cell junction assembly. NCBI's taxonomy places the organism in Eukaryota, Metazoa, Chordata, Actinopteri, Cypriniformes, Catostomidae. Bases 270 to 2627 code for a protein of 785 amino acids. Gene Ontology annotation, cellular component: adherens junction; catenin complex; plasma membrane. Gene Ontology annotation, molecular function: cadherin binding; calcium ion binding. The record is from RefSeq and is a predicted model, not a curated record. The transcript is spliced from 12 exons.
GGCAGCUGGAGUCUCGCACACAACUGUAGUCAGUCUUGGAAUCUGAGCGCUGCCAAGAGACAAGCAUAGAAGCCAGCGUCGUACUUCCAUGACGAUGACAUGUUCUCUGAAGUGCUCAGGAGGCUGUUUUCUUAAGGGAAUCAAAGGAGGAUCAAAGCCAGUUCUACAAUGUCAGGGCUUGCCAUCUCCAUCAUUUUCAAUUCAACACUGCCCACCUUGUUAGCUUAUUCAUAAGGAGUUGCGGUCGUGUUGAAGAUCGAUUGGCUACAAUGAUAAUGAAUCACUUGCUCUGGCUGCUUCCACUCAUCUUUCCCCACCUGAGCUCUCCAGUCAUAUUGCUAGAGAGGACUGAUGGGAAUAUACUUCACACCUGGAACCAUUUGAUGGAGGGAGAUAAAAUGGUGCUGCUCAGAUCAAAACGGGACUGGAUGUGGAGGCAAUUCUUUCUGUCAGAGGAAUACACAGGAAGUAACUAUCAGUAUGUUGGCAAGCUUCGCUCAGACAAAGAUAGAGGGGACGGCACUGCCAGAUACGUUCUCUCUGGGGAAGGAGCAGGCACAGUUUUUCGUAUCGAUGAGAAGUCUGGGGAUUUACAUGCUACUCAGAGACUGGACAGAGAGGAAAAGUCCUCAUACACACUGCAGGCCCAGGCUUUCAACAAGAUCACAGGUCUCCCUCUGGAGCCUGCCACUGAAUUCAUUGUCAAGAUACAUGACAUCAAUGACAAUGAGCCCAAAUUUACCAAGGCUGUCUACACAGCCAGUGUACCUGAAAUGUCAGACGUUGGUACUUUUGUGAUAGAAGUCAAUGCCACUGAUGCAGAUGAUGCCACCUAUGGUAACAGUGCUAAACUUGUCUACAGCAUCCUGCAAGGGCAACCAUAUUUCUCUGUGGAGCCUGAGACAGGAAUUGUCAGAAUAGCCCUGUCCAACAUGGACCGAGAAGUGCGGAAGGAGUACCAGGUGGUUAUACAAGCUAAAGAUAUGGCAGGACAGAUGGGUGGUCUGUCUGGAACCACCAUGGUCAACGUCACCCUUACAGAUGUCAAUGACAGCCCGCCACGUUUUGCUUACAGUUCUUACCACCUCAGCACAUAUGAGUCAGCAGAAACUGGAUCAACAGUGGGUCGAAUCAAAGCCUAUGAUGGUGACGAGGGCGAAAAUGCUGAAAUGAAAUACAGAAUUGUGGAUGGAGAUGGCAAAGAAUACCUUGAUAUAAUUACAGAUGACAUUACACAAGAGUGUGUUAUCAUUGUUAGAAAAAAACUAGACUAUGAAAGCAAGCGAGUGUACACUGUGAAAGUGGAGGUGACUAACACACACCAGGACCCCAUCUUCUUUCAUCUGGGCCCAUUCUUAGACACAGCCAUUGUCAAGGUCACAGCUAAAGAUGUGGACGAACAGCCUGUCUUCAGUAGACCCCAGUAUGUCUUUGAGGUCAAUGAGGACACACCGAAAGGAGCAGCAAUUGGAACCAUUACAGCCUGGGACCCCGAUGCCACAGAUUACCCAAUCCAAUUUGCCAUAGAUCAGCACACAGACCCUGAGAUACUUUACCACAUCGAUCCCAAGAAUGGAACCAUUACAAUUCUGAAGUCUCUUGACAGGGAGGUGUCAAAGUGGCACAACAUCUCAGUCCUGGCCAGUGAGAUGAAUAACCCUCACCAAAGAAGCAGAGUUCCUGUCUUGAUAAAGGUUUUGGAUGUGAAUGACAAUGCUCCAGAGUUUGCAAUGCUUUAUGAGACAUUUGUUUGUGAGAAUGUGAAAGCUGGGCAGCUUAUACAGACAAUCAGUGCCAUCGACACUGAUGAACCUCUUGUGGGUCACAAAUUUGUAUUCAGUUUGAGUUUCCUGAAUACAAACUUCACCAUCUUUGAUAAUGAAGAUAACACAGCCAGAAUUUUGACCAGAAGAAGUGGAUUUAACAGGCGUGAAAUGAGUGUCUACUAUCUGCCAGUGGUUAUCUCCGACAGCGACUACCCCAUCCAGAGCAGUACCAGCACGUUGACCAUUCGCGUGUGCAGCUGUGACGCCACAGGCAACAUGGGUUCCUGCAGCGUUGAUGCAUUACUGCUCUCUGCUGGCCUUAGCACUGGGGCGCUUGUGGCAAUACUACUCUGCAUCUUCAUCCUACUCAUGUUUGUGGUCCUGUUCUCGGCUCUAAAGAAGCAAAGGAGGAAGGAGCCCCUGAUAAUCUCCAAAGAGGACGUGAGGGAUAACGUGGUGAGCUAUAAUGAUGAAGGAGGUGGCGAAGAGGACACCCAGGCCUUUGACAUCGGCACAUUGCGCCACCCAGAGGUGAUUGAGAGCAACAAGCUAAGGCGUGACAUCAUCCCCGAAAUGUUGUUUCCAUUUCACAGACCUUCACCCAUAAAGGAGUGCGCGGAUGUCAGAGACUUCAUUAUUAACAGACUGCAGGAAAAUGACAAGGACCCUUUCUCACCUCCCUAUGACUCUCUUGCCACUUAUGCUUAUGAGGGCAACGGAUCAAUUGCAGAGUCACUGAGCUCACUGGAGUCUGCUGUGACUGAGGGAGACCAUGAAUAUGAUUACCUCUCUAACUGGGGCCCACAGUUUAAAAAGCUUGCUGACAUGUACAUUGGGAAGGAUACAGGAGUUGCCAACUAGGCUGCAAUUCAAAGACCAUUCAUAUUCUCUGUAUGUAAGCUUGCCUCUCAGUCAGGUCUGUGAGGCAUAACUUGAAACGGAAAAGGAUAUGCUUCAAAUGAAGUCUUUUUUUCCAUGUUUUUCUACCAACACAACCUGAAAUAUACUUUUAUGAUGGAUUUGUCGUGGACGUGGUGAGAUGACUUUGAGUUAAUAGGAGAAGUGAUGGUGAUUUUGUUUUUGUUCACUAGCAGAAAAAGAACAUGACUGAAAGGAAAAUUAAUGGAUGAUUUUAUAAAUUAAAAAAGAGGAACAGUGACAAGACUGCCUUUAUCUUAGACAGAUUGUAAACCACACUUCCCAUUCCUCAUCCUUCAUAGAUUGUGUCUUAUACCACCAUACAGCAUUACAAAUCAUGUGCUAUGUUACCACAUUGUGUUUCAUGAUUCCAUGCAGUCAUGACAAAUGAAAUUUUAAAAGCGGGAGGAACAAACAAACAAAUAACAAAAAACAAAAAAAAAGGAACAUUUUUACUGUAAUUAGCGUCUAUUUGAAGUUUGCACUCAGUAUUUAUUAUUUAUUUUUUAUGUUGCCUUGGACGAUAUGGCAGUUGUCUUGGACAUAUACUGAAACCUGCAACAUCAAGCAAAAGUACUACUAUUUAUAAAGGGAUUCCAGUUACAUAUGCUACAUUUGAAUGUGUGUGUAUAUGUGUGGAGGAAUGUUUCAUUAUAUAAAGUCUUCUUAACUAUACAAAGCCUCUCUACACAAGUGGUGAAUCACUCAAUUUUUGAAACAUUAUUUUUAAAUAUGUAUGAGAUGUACUGUAGUUCAAUUCAAUUUAAUUUGCUUGUGUGAAGUUUGCUUAAUUUACAAAACUGCAGAUUACACUGAGAUCAAAUAGAAGCAUCACCAAGAAUGCUGCAGCACACUGAGCUUGUGUGAAUGAAUUUUGUUAAGUCAAAGUGUUUUAUAUCCACAUUUUUAAGUAUAUAUUUUAAUAAUAAUAAAGAAAAAGCCUCCUUGAUCAUUUUUGUACUCUUUUGCCCUGAACUAAGUCUUAGCAAUAGCACUCUUGAGAUCUGUGACAAAGCACUAUUGAUUGAACAUUUCCCCAGUGUAAAUUAGUGCUGCUUUGUCUAGAGCACUUUUUGUAAAUGGAAACUUUUGGCAAAUGUUUCAUUUCUAUUGAGGCUGUUGUG